CGCAACACUAUUGGACACACUUCUAGAAAAUUCGGGUACGAGCACGAAUGAAGGAACUAAUGCGGCAAUAAACCGGCGUUUAUACGUUAGAUUGAUCGAUUGUAGAAUUCAGCAACGUGUUUCUCUCUUCGUGUUAUUCGGAAGAUAAGCAAGAUUUAAUUGUUCUUGUAAUAAAUUGAGACAAAUUUUAGUUAACGAUGGCUGCUAUGUCCGUCAUUGGUAUUGAUUUCGGUAACGAAUCAUGUUAUAUCGCUGUGGCUAAAGCAGGUGGUAUUGAGACAAUAGCCAACGAUUACAGUCUCCGCGGUACUCCAUCAUGUGUCGCGUUUUCACCGAAAAAUCGAAUAUUGGGAGUGGCUGCAAAGAACCAAAUGGUCACAAAUAUGAAAAACACUGUUUUUGGCUUCAAGAGGCUGUUAGGUAGAAAAUUUUCUGAUCCAUAUGUUCAGAAAGAGCUGAAACAUUUCCCCUUCAAGGUUGAACAAAGACAGGAUGAUGGAAUCGGCAUUAGAGUCAACUAUCUGGGUGAAGACAAUGUCUUUACCCCUGAACAGAUAACAGCUAUGCUUCUCACAAAACUGAAAGAAAGCGCAACCAUAGCGUUACAGACACCCAUUAAUGAUUGUGUCAUAUCUGUACCAAGCUACUUCACAAACUCUGAAAGAAAUGCUUUGUUGGAUGCUGCCAAUAUUGCAGGAUUGAAUGUAUUACGCCUUAUGAAUGAGACCACUGCAACUGCUUUGGCUUAUGGUAUUUAUAAACAAGAUUUACCUGCUCCAGAGGAAAAGCCCAAGAAUGUAGUAUUUGUUGACUUUGGUCACAGUUCACUUCAGGUGUCUGCAUGUGCUUUCAACAAGGGUAAGCUGCGUGUUCUGGCUACAUCAACUGAUGCUCAAUGUGGUGGAAGGGACAUUGACAUGGCACUGGCUGACUAUUUCUGUCAAGACUUUAUUAGUCGAUUAAAGCUGGAUGCUAGGAAAAACCAAAGGGCUUUCCUUCGGCUGCUGCAAGAAGUUGAGAAACUGAAGAAGCAGAUGUCUGCUAACAGCACUCGUCUUCCUAUCAACAUUGAGUGCUUCAUGGAAGAGCGCGACGUUUCCAGCGAAAUGCAGCGCUCACAGAUGGAACAAAUCUGUGCUGAGACCUUCACACGCAUUGAAAGAACUAUGAGGGCUGUACUACACAAUUCUAAGCUGAGACCUGAGGACAUUCAUUCUGUAGAGAUCGUCGGAGGAUCUACCAGAAUCCCAGCUGUCAAGAACUUGAUUGAACAAGUGUUUAACAAGCAUGCCUCAACCACACUCAACCAGGAUGAAGCAGUGUCUCGUGGCUGUGCGCUGCAGUGUGCUAUGCUAAGCCCGGCAGUGCGCGUGCGUGAGUUCAGCGUCACAGACGUCCAACCUUACGCCGUGCGCCUUGCCUGGGAUGCCACCAAGGGAGAGGAUGGAGACAUGGAGGUAUUCUCCGCUUUCCAUGCCGCGCCAUUCUCAAAGAUGCUGACUUUCUACAGAAAAGAACCAUUCUCUGUGAGUGCUUAUUAUUCGGACCAGGUGCCUUAUCCAGACACUUUUAUUGGCCAAUGGCACAUCAGAGAUGUCCAGCCAACAGCUGAAGGAGAGUCUCAGAAAGUAAAACUCAAAGUGAGAGUGAACAUUCAUGGCAUCAUAACAGUCGCCUCCGCAUCCCUCGUGGAAAAGAAACAAGAUGCUGCUCAAAAUGAUAAUAUAGAAAUGGAGAAUUCAAAUGAAAAUUCUCAGGGACAAGAUGCUGCUAUGGAUACUAAUGGUGCCAGCCAAGAUCAGCAACAAAAUGGCCCCGAUAACCAAGAGGUGAGAGACGACGAAAUGAAGGGGGAGCCUCAACAAAAACAGUCGUGGACACAGAAAGUAGGACAGUGGUUCAGCGGGGAAAAUGCUGAUGAUAAAAAGGAUAAAUCCAAGGACAAGACCAAGAAGGUUCUUGUUAAAACCAUUGAACUACCAAUUGAUGCUCAGACACAUGGACUUGCUAAACAUGAUCUGAACUCCUUUGUUGAACAAGAGGGAAAAAUGCAAGCUCAAGAUCGACAGGAAAAGGAACGUGCUGACGCUCGCAAUGCUUUGGAAGAGUAUGUGUAUGAAUUACGUGGUAAACUGUCUGAAGGAGAAGCUCUCCACGACUUCAUCGCGGAAGAUAAUCGCAAUCGUCUUGUCAACCAGUUGGACGCUCUCGAACAAUGGCUAUAUGACGAAGGUGAAGACCAACACAGACAGGUUUAUAGCGAUAAACUAGCGGAGUUGAGAACAGAAGGCGAACCCAUCAAGCAGCGACGUUUGGAGUACGAACUCCGCCCUGGAGCAUUAGAUGAUUUUUCAAGAGCAAUCCAAUUAGCCAACAAAGCUGUUGAUUUGUACAAAGCUGGCGACAUUAAGUACGCUCAUUUGGCUGAUGUGGACGUACAGAAAGUAGCAGAAGCCGCUAAGAACGCACUGAACUGGUUGGAGAGUGCUCGCCAGGCGCUCGCGCAUACACCUCGCCACCAGUCGCCACCACACACCACGCAUCAGAUCCGCCAGGAACGACAGACCUUUGAGAAUACUGUAAACCCAAUAUUAAACAAACCCAAACCUAAAGAGAAGACCCCGCCGCCCGCCAACCCUACAGCUGGAGACGGACAGCCUGACUCUGCCGCGCCCAGUGACGCUCAGCAGACACAAGAACAAAUGGACGUCGAAUGAAUGUGAACCACUCCUUAUACUACCUGCACAUAUAAUACUGAAUCAUAAUACUAAAUAAUUACACUCCAUUCACAAUGUUCACUCCUACAUAAAGACUUUCAAGGAUAUUGUAUGAAGGAAGAUGUCCUUCCUUGUAUUUUUUUUUUAUUCUAAACUACAGUUCUCAUUUGGUGUUAUUGUUUAGUUUUAUGACACAAUCCGCGUUUUCCAUCAUGAAGGAACGCACGGACAAAUUAUAGUGAAUAUUUAUUUUUAUUCGAAUGAUGGAAUGGCUGGUUACAAUUUCAAAGUUAUUUUCUACUAUGCUACUAUAAUGCAUUUUUUUACGUAUCGUUUUGUUCAAUCGAAUAACUUUAAUACGCGCAUUUCAAAUUUUAGGCGUAUAACCCGAGUAAUAAAUAGUAUUAAUGUAAUUUAUAUUUUGGUUACAUUUUGUACACCUACUUAAUGCAUUUUUAUGCGAUAACUACAAUUUUAUUUCAUGUGAUGUGAUAAAAUUGAAUUUAGUUAAUAAUUAUUAUAGCCAAUAAAUUAAUACGAGGGGCACAUUGAUUAUAAAGGUGAAAUUAAAAUAUUCCUAAUCAAGAAAUGAAUUUCUUGAUAGUACUGGUUUUUAUUUUUACUUGUGAUUACCUAUAUUUUAAUUUCACCUAUGUGCUAGGCAAUAGAAUAAUUUUAAGAUUUUCGUGUUAUUUGUUUAAAUGGUAUAAUAUAAUGUUAGAAAACAAUACUUACAUUAAUUAAUACAACACAGUUUGCCGAAGGAUCCUACCCUUUUUGAUGAACAGGAAUGAUUUUCCGCAUUUUAAUUAUACCUUUGACUAGUAAAAAUGGAGAUCCUUUUGUUGAAUGACAAUGUGUAAGAAAUAAUAAAAUUGUAAGCUGGCCUUAUAACAUUUAACUAAUUUAAACAUCGCAGUGGAAAUGUCUUGAUGUUAACAAAAAGCAAUAAUCAUAAUUCCUGUCAAAAAGUGUGUAGAUUUUCUAUUACACAGAUCGAAAUUCUGGUCUCAGAAUUAUCUAAAAAUGCUUUUUAAUAUUGAAAUGAUUACAACAUAUGUUUUGAUGUAAAAAUAGACAUGUCUUUCAUCACAACAUAAAAAGUUUAUUUUUGCAUGGCAGACAUCAUUUCUUUGAAAAUAAAACCUCGCAUUCUUAGGCAUUUUUAUUAGGAAAACGUAUAUAAGUGUGUAGUAAAAUUGCUAAGACUGUAUUCCCGUUUCCAACAAAAUUCUUCUCAAAAAUAUUUACUUUUGAGGAGAAACGAACAUAACACUCGAAGUAUCCAAACUCGUUUUUUACACUGGUAAACGUUUUCAGAUAUGUUGCGUGUGUAAAAGUAUUGUUUCAUCACCUCCUUGUCUUCUUAUAAAGACCAUUCCAUCGUCUCAAAUUAGUUUAUGAGUUUAUUUAAACUUAUUGAGGUACUUGUAACUUUACUACUAUUACACUUUACCAUAAAACUUUUCGAUUUUCAAAAAACCCAACUCUGCAUUAUUUUAUUGAAUUGUUACUUUCCCUUAUUUCUAUACUCGAUUGGUCUCUACAAAAAUAAAUCAUUCCACACUUACCUACUGCAAUAAUAAUAUAGGAUCGAAAUUAAUACUUAGGUAAGGCUAUAUAUUAAGUCCUAUAUCCUCUGGUUUCCUGCGUUACAUGUUCAUGAAAAUCUCUAUAGUCAAUUUACAUUUUCAUGUAAUUAAUUUUCCCUUAGUUUUGAUUAGUGGGGCGUAGUUCUUGAACAAGAAAUUGUCUGCCCCUACUUUCGGAAAGUGCUUGUGUAAAACGAAUUCAUCAAUUUCUGUCACACUUCAUGUCAUCUGCUAUAUACUUAUAGGUUAUUGUGGCCUAUGUUGUACAUUUGAAAAUAAAAUGGUUGAACCAUUACUAUGUUAUUUGUGCAUUAAAGCUUAGUAAAUGGAUAAUUUAACAAUUAAAGUGUUUAUUUAUUAUCUUCA
Messenger RNA from Spodoptera littoralis (African cotton leafworm), 4675 nucleotides. The record is from the annotation of a GenBank genome assembly. Lineage: Eukaryota; Metazoa; Arthropoda; Insecta; Lepidoptera; Noctuidae.